Messenger RNA from Juglans microcarpa x Juglans regia, 2559 nucleotides. Its product is annotated as urea-proton symporter DUR3. Gene Ontology annotation, molecular function: urea transmembrane transporter activity. Gene Ontology annotation, biological process: urea transmembrane transport. Gene Ontology annotation, cellular component: plasma membrane. NCBI's taxonomy places the organism in Eukaryota, Viridiplantae, Streptophyta, Magnoliopsida, Fagales, Juglandaceae. The record is from RefSeq and is a predicted model, not a curated record.
CAAUAAUAUAUCAUUUAGGAGAUACUUCUUCUUAGUUUGACUUUUGGGCGCUCCAAUCCAAGAAGAUUCGAACAUAUACAGAAGAAAAACAUGGAGGGGAGACAGAUAUAGGAGGCAACGCCGCCACCACCACCAGCAAUAACUCGCCUUGCCUCAUGGAUACGACUCAAUCACAGUGCCCGCCCUUGGGAUUCUCGGGCGACUACUACCAUGUCUCUGACGUUGGCUGUGUGAGACAAAGCAGUUUCUUUCAAGGGAAACCAGUGCUUAGCCAGGGUGUCGGAUACUCAGUUAUUCUUGGUUUUGGUGCCUUCUUCGCUGUUUUCACAUCCUUCCUGGUAUGGCUGGAAAAGCGUUAUGUUGGGUCCCGCCAUACGUCUGAAUGGUUCAACACUGCAGGGAGAAACAUUAAAACGGGACUUAUUGCUAGUGUGGUUGUAUCUCAGUGGACUUGGGCUGCUACGAUUUUGCAAAGUUCCAAUGUCGCUUGGGAGUAUGGUGUUAGCGGACCUUUCUGGUAUGCAAGUGGAGCUACCAUCCAGGUACUCCUUUUUGGUGUAAUGGCUAUAGAGAUAAAAAGAAAGGCUCCUCAUGCUCAUACUGUUUGUGAAAUUGUUAAAGCUCGUUGGGGGACUGCCGCGCACAUUGUCUUCCUUGCCUUCUGCUUUUUGACUAAUAUCAUUGUAACAGCAAUGUUGCUCCUUGGUGGAUCUGCGGUUGUAAAUGCACUCACUGGAGUGAACAUUUAUGCUGCUAGUUUUCUCAUACCACUUGGGGUUAUUUUGUACACAUUAGCUGGAGGACUAAAAGCAACCUUCUUGGCAAGCUAUAUACAUUCUGUUAUAGUUCAUAUUGUUUUAGUCAUCUUUGUCUACUUGGUUUACACGGCAAGCAGUGAGCUUGAGCCCAGUGUAAUAUACAACCGUCUAGUUGAGGUAGCAAGCAAAUCAAGAACAUGUGAGGAGCCAGUUUCCCAUGAUGGGCAAUCUUGUGGCCCUGUUAGUGGGAAUUACAAAGGGUCUUACUUGACAAUGUUGAGUUCAGGUGGCCUCAUUUUUGGGAUUAUCAAUAUUGUUGGCAACUUUGGCACUGUGUUUGUUGACAAUGGAUAUUGGGUGAGUGCCAUUGCUGCAAGACCUUCAUCAACUCAUAAGGGCUACUUGUUGGGUGGGCUGGUCUGGUUUGCGGUGCCGUUCUCUUUGGCGACAUCACUGGGUUUGGGAGCACUGGCCCUUGAUCUACCAAUUACAGAAAGUGAGGCAAGCCAUGGACUUGUUCCUCCUGCUACUGCUAUAGCUUUAAUGGGAAAAGGAGGAUCUGUUCUUCUUCUUACUAUGCUUUUCAUGGCAGUGACAUCUGCUGGUUCAUCUGAGCUAAUAGCAGUUUCCUCAUUAUGCACAUAUGAUAUCUACCGCACUUACAUAAAUCCAGAGGCAAGUGGAAAGGAAAUCCUUAGAGUGUCAAGGGGUGUUGUCCUCGCCUUUGGCUGCUUUAUGGGAAUGUUAGCGGUAAUACUGAACAGAGCUGGAGUUUCUUUGGGUUGGAUGUAUCUUGCCAUGGGAGUGCUUAUUGGUUCAGCAGUUCUUCCCAUUGCUUUUAUGCUUCUAUGGAAGAAAGCCAAUGCAUGUGGUGCCAUCCUCGGUGCUACUAGUGGUUGUGUUCUUGGAGUAAUCACUUGGCUCUCAGUUGCAAGAAUAGAGUAUGGCCGUGUGAAUCUUGACACAACUGGUCGAAAUGCACCAAUGCUGGCUGGAAAUCUUGUCUCUAUACUUACUGGAGGAGCUGUUCACGCUAUUUGUAGCAUUUUGUGGCCUCAAAACUAUGAUUGGCAUACCACUAAGCAGAUCACACUGGUUGAGAAGGAAAAGAGUGAGCAGCCAGAAGAAGAGUUCAAUGAGGAAAAGCUGAUGGUGGCUAAAGCAUGGAUAAUAAAAUGGGGCGUUGGUUUUACUGUCUUGAUUGUUAUAUUGUGGCCUCUUCUCUCCCUUCCAGCAGGAGUAUUCAGUAAGGGGUACUUUACAUUCUGGGCAGUGAUUGCUAUAGCAUGGGGUACUAUUGGUUCUGCUGUAAUUAUUGGUUUACCACUGGUAGAAAGCUGGGAAACCAUCCGAAGCAUCUUUCUAGCCAUGUUUACAAAUGACAAGCUCAUGGAAAAGGUUGAGGAGAUGAAUUUGAAGCUGCAGACAAUCAUGUUGGCUAUACCUGAAGCAGAGAAAAUUUACUUGCAUGAGAAAGAGAAGGCUAAGAAAACCAAAGCAUCAGAGUAACAAGUUGGCUUCACAUCUAUAUGCCAGCUUAAGCAGCUUCUUUUUUUUUCUUUUUUUUUUUUAAUUUAUUUAUUUUAAAUUUCAAAUGAAUCUUCAAUACUGCAAUUGGUACUUGCUAUUUGAUCAUGAUUUCGAGAUAACUAAGGUCUGUCUUAUGAAUAUAUUUAGAACUGAAGUGGCAACUAGAAGACUUGGAAGGAUUUUUGUUUUUUGUAUUUUGUUUUUCUGAUUUUCCAGAAUGGUGCUAAUUGAAUUGCUUGAAUUCAUAGAAGAAAGAAAAUAAUAUCUACUA